This is a messenger RNA of Letharia columbiana, 597 nucleotides long. RefSeq lists its product as uncharacterized. The coding region runs from base 1 to 597 and encodes 198 amino acids. Lineage: Eukaryota; Fungi; Ascomycota; Lecanoromycetes; Lecanorales; Parmeliaceae. The transcript is spliced from 2 exons. The record is from RefSeq and is a predicted model, not a curated record.
AUGUCGUUCCUUGCACCGUACACGAAUGCCAUGAGGCUUGGACAAGGCUUUAACUCAUACACACAAGAAAUCUGCAUUGAAAACGCCGUCCUCAUCGAGCCCGCCAGAAAGGCCCGCCUCAGCAGCAGCUCCAUCGCCGCCCGACGUUCUAGCCAGCCAGCCAUUUCCCAUUCACCGCUGCACCCAGGAUCCGCCGACACGACACUAAACCCAAAAAGCAGCACCGAAUCACUAGCAUCAGAUGCCUCCCACUCAGUCGCCAUGGUGCGAAAGGUCUCGAGUUCAUCUGCACCCGGAAACUACGCCACCGGUCCCAACACCCUCUCCGUCCCCGCAACAACGGUCCGCCCAGCCGAACUGACCCCGCCACACAAGAACGUCGUUCAAAUCGUCACCUACUCCUCGCGCAUGGUGGACAACGUGUCCGACAUAGUGCAAGCGCUCAACAUCUCGUCGAGCGCGUCGAUCAAAUACGGCACCAUCAAGGGCUCCGGCAGCGCCUCCGUCGUCAACGAGAACAAGGUCAACCAGUCCGACCUCAACUACAUCGUCACCGUCAAAGUGACCAACGAGACCUCCCCGUCGCCGACAAGAUGA